Molecule: messenger RNA, 6015 nt
Organism: Cydia strobilella
Lineage: Eukaryota; Metazoa; Arthropoda; Insecta; Lepidoptera; Tortricidae
Product: toll-interacting protein-like
Exons: 8
Coding region: 130-981 (283 amino acids)
Biological process (GO): ubiquitin-dependent protein catabolic process
Cellular component (GO): cytoplasm
Molecular function (GO): ubiquitin binding; ubiquitin conjugating enzyme binding
Source: RefSeq, a predicted model, not a curated record
AAAUCAGCUACUCUCAUCUCUAAGCCAAAUAAAUAUUCCGUCGCUGUCAAAUCAAUUUUCGUUCGUCUUUGUCGAAGAAAAUAAAUCGGUGAAUCAACUUCGUGGAUUAUUUUAAAGUGCUAUUUAAACAUGACUUCUACGAUGCCAAACGACGGUGAUAGAAACGAGGAGCGUCGACGCCGGGUGUUGCUGGGCCCACUACCAGCUGGUUUCCUGCGGGCUGACGGAGAGACUGCUGCAGACAAUGCCAUGGAUGCAGACUAUCAAGCCGCAUUGGCAUUACAGCAACAACUAUGUGGGGCUCAGGUCCCCGCUGCAGGCCCGCCACUGACAGCGAGGCUGAGUAUCACCAUAGCUCAGGCAAAGUUGGUUAAAAACUAUGGUUUGACCCGUAUGGACCCGUACGUGCGUCUCCGCGUGGGGCACUGCAUCUAUGAGACCCACACGGACCCCAGUGGCGGCAAGACUCCUCGCUGGAAUAAGGUCAUACACUGCUUGCUGCCCCCCGGUGUGAACUCGGUGUACCUGGAAAUCUUUGACGAGUGCUCUUUUACCAUGGACGAGCUGAUCGCCUGGACUCACAUUACUAUUCCUCAGGCGGUGCUUAAUGGCGAGACGCAUGAGGACUGGUACCCGCUGAACGGGAAGCAGGGCGAUGGUGUUGAAGGCAUGAUCAACCUCGUCCUCAGUUAUUCUGUGGGACCAGCGGCCGUGGCAACCUUCCCCCCAGUCCUGGUAGUGCCCAGCACGGGCAUGGGCUACGCCGCCAUGCCGGUGUACCCGCAGCAGCACCCCGUGCCCGCGCAGCCCCCGCAGCAGAGGCCCCAUCCGCCCCCACCGCCCCCUAUCACACCUGAACAGAUACAACAGAUAGAAGAAAUGUUCCCAAGCAUGGACAAGGAGGUGAUAAAGUCCGUGUUGGAAGUGAACCACGGUGACAAGGACGCCACCAUCAACUCUCUCCUUCAGAUGUCCGAAUAGUGACGUCACACAACGGGACACUGGACGGUACUCGCCGAUGUUACAUUAUAUUUCAAAUUAAUUCUUAAUGGUUCAUUUUCUUAGCGUUGUUUUUUGCAAACAAAGGGAGCUUGGUGCAAGCAUAAGUCUUUAAAUCCUGGCAAGAUUUAAUAUAGAGAUAAUAAUAGAUUUUUGAAGUAAAACUUCUUUAGGCGCGACUAGAGCAUGGAUGUUGCGGAUGCGGAUGUCGAGAUUAGGUACAUAAAAAACGUCAAAUAUUACACUGUAGUAAUUUUUAUUAAAAAAAAAAACGAAACUUAGUAUUUGAACAAGAAUAUAGGUGCCUGGAAAUCGCAUUACUAUACUAAGGUCCAAAUAAAAUAAACUUUUCACUUCUUUUCGCUGUCCGUCAUAGGCAAGUGCUCGAUCGACGAAUCACAAUAACGAAACGAGAUUCCUAUUGGCUAAUGACGAAAAUACCUAGCACUUACACCGCCGCUAAGAUGUUCCUGUACCUACCUGUUCUACAUCCGCAUCCGCACUAAGCUCCGCAUCGAUUUUAUGCGGAUGUUGAAAAUAAUGCGGAAGUUCCGCGGUUGCGGAUGUGGAUGUGAAUAUUCGCAACAUCCCUGGACUAGAUGGUAACUCAGAUUUUUUUCUGACGGAAGUAACGCUCAGUAGUGACACACGUCAAAGUGCCAACAUAGCGAUAAACGUCAUCGUCAAAGAAGUUUUACUUCAAUCGCGCUUCGAGCGCCAUCUUGAUAGUUAGCAUCGUGAUUAAUUACUUUGUUUUUUGCUCAUUAAUAUUGUUUAAAGUGUAAUAUCGAUAGCUUAUUAUACAGUAAACUAAUGUGGUAGUGUGCAGUGAAUGGAGAAUUAAUUUUGAAGCGCGUUUAACCGUUUAAACGUUCUUGUAAAGUCUAGCUAUCGAUUUACAUGAGCUAACAAAUCACCGUACACUGUCUUGUACAACCGUACAAUUUUUGUCGUUUUUAAACCUCUUAAUACCUUGAUACUGGCGAAAUAGUCCCACUGGGCUGAUGAAGCCAUAAUUUUAAAAGAAGAAGAAGAAGAAGCGCGUAAAGAUUACACGCACACACUUUUUUUACACCAAACUCGGGUUAAAGCCAUUGAAACGUUUUACAUUUUUAAUUUUUGAAAUCUGUUAAAUAUGCUUUCAAACUUAUAUCGUCUAGUAUACGUUCAGUGUCAUAUUCGAGUAUUAUACAAUACUUACAUAAUAUAAGCGCUUAGCAUCCGCUUUUACAUCUCUCUCUUUGAGUCUCAUAUUAAAGGUAAAUUUUUGUUCGAUAACAAAAGUACAUAAGCAAGUAACAUAUGUGACGUUUUCAAGCAAAAGGUACCACAUUUUCGCUUACCAUAAGGACGAAAAUUGAUUGUAUCUUACAAAAAAACCUGUGAGAGCGUCCUUAUGGCAAGCGACAAUGUGGUACCUUUUGCUUGAAAACGACACAUAUUCAUUUCUACAUAAACAAAAGUUUAUCAUGUAUAUGCGGCUUUAAGAGCAUUACCUUAAUCAGAUUAAGAAUUUAGAUUUAAAUGUGCCAUUUUCAAUCAAAAGGGUACUUAUUGUCGGUUGUCAAUAAGGCGCUAUUUCCAUACAGCUUCAAUUUGAAAUCAACAUUAUUUGACAAGCGACAAUGUGGUACCUUUUGGUUGAACAUGUUACAAAUAAGCUGUAUAAACUCAUUACAAAAACGUUAAUAAUAAUAGGGGAAAAUUAUAAUCAAAAGCAUAGACAAAAGAAUACUGACUCGUCAAGUAGUACAAAAUAUAGCAGUAAAGACAGUGUAAGUAGAUGGCGCUGUACGGUAUCAUUGGGAUUGUCAAACGUUUGCGUUCGACAACAUAGUUACUGCAUUAUUAUUAAAACGCCAUCUACAUCAGCUGUCAAAUUUGAGGCUAUAAAGUUUUUCAUUCGUUUACUCAUCUUGGUAUUAUAUUGUCUAUGUUGAAAACGAUAGAAAAGCCCCAAAAAGUUUAACAUUUUUAGUCUACAAUAGGUACCGCGUUUACAAGAAUAGCAAAAUUAGCAAAUGGGGCAUUUUCUAUGAAAAGGGACUUUAUUGUCGAUGGCGCUUACGCCGCACAGCGCCGCGCGGCAUUGUAUUUAUAUCGGAGCAUCGUUUAUAAUGGCGUAAGCGCCACCGACAAUAAGGUCCCUUUUUAUAGAAAAUACCACAAAUAGUUCAGAUAUAAAGACGCUUUUUAAUCUUUUUAUAGAAAUAAUCGGCCUUAUUAUUAUAAAUAAUAGCUUCAUUUUGCACUAUUAGUAACAUCAAAUAAGAAAUCAGUCUAUUUAAAUCAACAUUAUAUACUAAGUUUUUAAAUACUAUAAAUUGUCAAAGAAAACGUUGUUUAAACAAUUAUUUUCUUGUUUAUGACAUUAAAGUUUUUAAUAAUCCCAAUCCCAAGGCAAUGGAUUAUUUCACAUUCCACAUUUUUACUACUCUAUUAUAUGGCUCCUAUACACGAUGGCCCAGCGCUGGACCAGCGAGAUGGCCAUGCGAUGGUUGAGAGACUUGAGAGCACGCACUAUGGAAUGGGCCACGUUGAUGCGUAGAGUUAAACAAAGUAAAGUCUGCAACGAUUUUGAUAGCAUACGCAGUGCAAGUGUUAUUUGUACGUCAUAAUUGCAUAGAAGUUUGACGUUUAAAAUAACACUUGCACUGCGUGUGUUAUCAAAAUUGUUGCACACUUUUCUUGGUCUGACUCUACGCACCAUCGCUGGCCCACUACCUUUGAUGUGCGGACGAAAAACCGACACCCUGGCCAUCCCAUCGCCAUCCCGCCGCGCCAUAAUCCAUCCGACACCACUACCCUCUCUACACGCUGGCCCAUCUUAGUGGGCUAGUAUGAUGGCCCAUCGUGUAGAGGAGCAAUUAAAUGUGCCAUUCUCAACCAAAAGGGUACUUAUUGUCGGUUGUCAAUAAGGCGCUGUUUCCAUAUAGCUUCAAUUUGAAAUCAACCUUAUUGACAAGCGACAAUGUGGUACCUUUUGGUUGAAAACGUCACAAAUAAUACAUAAUGACGUCGUAAACGAGAAAAUUGUUGAUAUAUUUGCUAAUUGAUACCUAUAACAUUUUAAUCAUUUUAAGUUUUUUUACCUACUUAUAUUAAUUUCGAGCAUCGACAAAGCAUUUUGCUCAAUUUAUUUUAUUGGCAAUAACACCAAAUUCAACAUUACAGUAGAAUAUUAAAUGGUUAUUUGUUUGGUAUAUUUAACAAAUGUAAAUAUAUACAACACUCUAUAAGGCGGUCGGUCUAGAGAUGGGCGGAAUAUUCCGUAAUUAUUCGGUAUUCAGCAAGUUUUAAAGUGUUCGUAUUCGGCCAAAUUAUUCGAUUAAAGUGCCGAAUAUUCGGCAAAUACUUUUUAAUAUGUUUUUCUUAUUGCAACACUGUAUCGCUUUUCGCUAAUAUUUUUGCAUAAUAUUAUUUGGCAGAAAACCCUAACCUCUAACCCAUUUAGAAAAUUCUGUCAAAUGAAUAUUAUGCGAAAUUACUAUUAUGGCAAGUAUAUAUUUAUGCGAAAGUAUUAUUCGACUUAAAGGCCCUAUUGGCAAAAGGAAAGUAGGAAAGCCAUAUAAACGAUGGCUGGACGAUAUAAAAGAAACUGCAGGGAAAGACUGGCUAAACAAAGCGGAAGACAGGCAGAAAUGGAGAGAAUUGGAGGAGGCCUACACCCGAAGAGGGGUCCAAAUUAAAUAAAUCGAUAGUAAAUAGAAUACAUAAACCUAACACUAACUAUAAGAAACUUACUAACCAGUACGCUAAAACUUCUAAUGUAAACAAACUGUAAAUUGUAAAUAAAAGGCUUUUUAUUUAUUUAUUUAUCAUUCGACUAAAAGUUUUCUGCGAUACGUGUUAUGCGAAAUGUUAUUUCUGACAAAUAAUAUUCUGCCAGAUGAGGGUAACCCGUUUUGAUUAUUUGUACAUUAAUUUCCAGACAAUUGCCAAGGAGCGAUUCAACUUUAGCUGCUUAAUAUGUACAGUCAAGGGCAUAAAUAUAUAUUAUACAUUCCCAAAAGUUUCAAAAAUAUGUGUACGCUCUUACACCUUAGACACACAUAUUUUUGAACCAUUUGUCUGGAUCGAUAUUUUUGCCUUCAACUGUACAUAAUUGAAGCGAAUGGAAUGGUUUAUUAGUAUGUUAUGUUAAAUAUGAACCGAAUAAUUCGGUCGAAUAUUCGUAUUCGGCAAACUUUAUCUCUCUGUCCAUCUCUAGUCUUUACAUUGGAUGCGGAACCAGUUAGGAUGUUUCACUAGACACAGAAUUGUAGAUAACACUUUACGUACACGUUAUGAAAUAGACGACAGAUAGAAGUGUUAAAUAAUUUUAUAAUUAUUGUUGUAUAGGUUUAGAUCGCUGACGGAAGACAUUAUAUAAAAUAUGGUAAUGUGUAUUAGACCUGUAAGCUAUAUUUGUGGUAUUUUCUAUUAAAAUGGACCUUAUUGUCGAUGGCGCUUACGCCAUUAUUAACGAUGCUCCGAUAUAAAUACAAUGCCGCGCGACGCUGUGCGGCGUAAGCGCCAUCGACAAUAAGGUCCCUUUUCAUAGAAAAUGCCCCAUUUUAACUCUGUUAUUUUGUGUUUUGUCCAGUAGCGCCUACUUUUAAUUUAAACUUUAUAAAAAAAUCUUGCAAGAAUUUUUUUCAGAAAAAAACACGCUCUAUUUAUGAUACCCUACAUAAUGUUGAUUAUUUAGUGGUUGAACUGAUUCAUAUGUCACGUUAUUGUUUUCAUGGCAUAUUAAAAUAAAAAUGUGGCUUUCCAUCACAGAAGGGUCCUUAUGCUUAAUGGCAAUAAGGGCCAUUCCAUCAGAAAUUACAACAGCAAUUGUGAUAGAAAAUUUCUUAUUGUACAUGAAGAAUAAGGACCCCUCUCUGAUGGAAAGCCACAUAUACCCAUAACAUAACCAAGGCUUGUCAGCUAAAGUGCCAAAUUAUUUGCCGUCGGUGCAAUGCUUAAAUGAAUAUUAUUGUUGUAUUUAUUUGUAAUUUUACAAUGUAUAAAUAAAUUAUUAACUACUUA